UUGAUAUGCUAUUCAUGAUUUUGAAAGUUUAUGAUAUUGUUGUGUUGUAAUUUUGUUCUAGAUAUGCUUUUAUUUGAACUAAUUUGGUAUUGAAAUGAUAAAAAACAAGGAGUUUACAACUUACAUCAUAAGGAUACACUACAAGGAUAACAACCAGAGGUAUCUGUUUGCUGAUUAGACGGACUUCAAAAUGUGCCCUAACCCAUGCGAACACCCAUGACAAGACCCCUGUUUUGACAUCGGACAUACUUUGAAAAUGUAUGUGACUUGAUAAUUUUUUCUCACUUGGAUUUAAAAAUGGGUGCGUGCUUGAGUUUGGACCAAGAAGAGCGAAAAGCUCGUGCAAGAAGUGAAGAAAUAGACCGUGCACUUCAGAUAAUGGCGAGAGAGGAGAGUCACAUUAUCAAAAUAUUGUUAUUAGGUGCUGGGGAAAGUGGAAAGAGCACUCUAGUAAAGCAGAUGAAAAUAAUCCAUAAUGAUGGAUUCACAAUGGAGGAACUGCAGAGUUUUAAGACAACUGUUUUGGACAAUCUCCUAAGUUCUAUGAAGUAUGUCCUAAAUGGGAUGGGACUUCUAAGGAUCAAUUUAGAAAACCCUAAAAAUAAGGUGCAUGCUCAAACAGUGCUGUCUUGUCAGAGGUGCUUUGAUGAAAACCAUGUCAUGCUGCCGUUCAUAUCAAAUGCAUUAAAAGGACUUUGGCGGGAUCGUGGAGUUCAGUUAGCUGUUGCAAGGGGUUAUGAAUAUGAACUGAAUGAUUCUGCAAUAUACUUUUUUGAAAACAUGGACAGGUUAAAUUCAGAUAACUAUUCUCCAACAUCCAAAGAUGUGUUGCGUGCCAGGGUGCGCACUACGGGGAUAAUUGAGACUUGUUUCAAGAUUAAUGAUGUCAUCUUCAGGUUGUUUGAUGUUGGUGGUCAGAGGUCAGAACGUCGUAAAUGGAUACAGUGCUUUGAUGAUGUUCGCGCCAUUCUUUUUGUUGUAUCAUUAAGUGGAUAUGAUAUGACACUCUAUGAAGAUCCUUCGGUGAAUCGGUUAAGGGAAAGCUUGAAGUUAUUCAGUUCAAUAUGCAACAACAGGUUCUUCUUAGAGACCUCUAUAAUUUUAUUCAUGAACAAACUUGACUUGUUUCAAGAGAAAAUACUCAACUCAGGAAGACACAUGAGGUACUACUUCCCAGAAUAUACAAUUUUCAUUUAUAUUUGCCGGAGUUGCAUAGGGUCCUCCAGUUUCAUUAGAGACAGAAGAAAAAUGGGUUGGUUUCCUUGAAUGGUUAGAUAACUGAGAGAAAAUACAUUAAGGAGACUAUUCAACAACGGACGCUAAUAGAAGAUUUCUUCCUUGUACAGAUCAUUUUGAUGUUGGAAUGCUAAAUUGGAAUACUGUCUUUCAAGGUGUUUUAGAAAAAUGGAGUUAUCAGUAUUAUGGAUAUAGAGUUGUCCAAGAUGGAUGGGAUCUAAGCUGUCCAAGUGGAUGCAUUCAUGAUGAUCACUUCCAGGCUGCUCGCUGGGAUGUGUUUGUUGUGAUUGUCUUGGUUGUGAUUGUUGUUAAAUGACCAAUGCUUUUACAUAUAUGUGUAGUGCAUUUAAAAUUACGGAUGAAAAAUGUUCAAAUUUUCAGGUAAACUGCAGAUAUAUUGGUAAAAGCCACAUACAGGGUUCACUGUACUUGUUUCUGUUGAAGUCGCUAAUUGAUAAUUUUUUGUUAAUUUAGUGUAUUUGAUUCUAUCAAAUAGAGGGGUAAGUUAUAUAUGAAAGUAACGAUUAAUGACUAAUUAAUUGGAAGUAAUGAACAGUAAAUCAGGCUUAAGAAGUGAACUCAAAGAUAAUUUUCCAAUUUUGCAUGGUUAAAAUGUUUAAAGAAUAAUACAAAUCGAUUGAUAAUUUUGCAAAUAACUUCGACCAUUGUUACACCUAUAUUGUAAUGUAAAUAUGUUUUUGUAAAAACAGCUGCUUAUUUAAAGAGAUCUAUUGUACAUAUGCUUGAAAUCCAUAAAUUUAUUAGAAGAAUAUAUUUUCACAUGCUUUGUAUGAAGUCCGGGCAUUGACUUUAAAAUGUUCUUACUAUCUUAGCAGCAUGUGAGUACAACAUAUUACAAGGUAUUUUAAAGAUGUUAACUUUUAUGGCCUUCCUUAUUAUGCAGGGUAUAUGCACCACACAGUUUGAUGCUGUUUGGGGACCAAAUCUCUCUAUAAAUCUGCAGACUUAAGUGCUGUAUGCUGCAUAUCAUACUUGACAUUUAGUUGUUGCUAUUUUACUCAAUUACAAUUUCACAUUUGUUAUUGUAUUUUUAUGCAUUUUACUAUAAGUCUUACUGAUGCAGCUUUUCUCUCCAAGUCUAUUGCAUUUUGAUUCAAGUACGCUCAGGAUUUGUAGCAAGAGUUAUGCAACUGCCAUUGAUCUUAAAAUCUCUGCCAGUGAAAUGUGAAUAUAAAUGGCCACUAUAGCAUCAUGCACUGUAUAGAUUCUUAUUCCUUUCCUGUUGCAAGUCUUUGCAUUUGAUCUUGUUUUCAGCCACUAAAACAGCCAUGGCUGUUGAAUAAAGAAAUCACAACAG
This is a messenger RNA of Lingula anatina, 2554 nucleotides long. RefSeq names its product guanine nucleotide-binding protein G(o) subunit alpha. Gene Ontology annotation, cellular component: heterotrimeric G-protein complex; cytoplasm. Lineage: Eukaryota; Metazoa; Brachiopoda; Lingulata; Lingulida; Lingulidae. Gene Ontology annotation, molecular function: G-protein beta/gamma-subunit complex binding; guanyl nucleotide binding; G protein-coupled receptor binding. The record is from RefSeq and is a predicted model, not a curated record. Gene Ontology annotation, biological process: adenylate cyclase-modulating G protein-coupled receptor signaling pathway.